AUGUCAACCAUUAUCUUAUCUCCAAUUGUUAUUACAAAAAACAAAAUUCGACCUUCAACACCUGUUCGUCGUCGAUGUUUAGCAUCACUUCAAUGUAAUUUAACACAUAAUAUUACUAUUGAACAAGUAUUACUUAAACUUAUUGAUCGUUUACAAGAUUCAACAGACUCAUCAACACAAUUACUUAUACGUUUAUAUCAACAUAAAUCUUUACGUCUUAUUGAUGAACCAAAAAAAUUAUCUUUAUUUCAAGAAGAAAUUUAUUCUGGCCUACGUCGUCUUCAUCCAUCUAUUGUAAAUUCAUCUUUAUUGAAUCAAGAAAAUCAAAUGAAUAUUACAAUGCCACAACCUAUUAUAACUGGUCGAUCUGGACAAGCUACAAUUAGAAAACUUCAUUAA
Messenger RNA from Adineta steineri, 399 nucleotides. NCBI's taxonomy places the organism in Eukaryota, Metazoa, Rotifera, Eurotatoria, Adinetida, Adinetidae. The record is from the annotation of a GenBank genome assembly.